Paramormyrops kingsleyae is the source of this 953-nucleotide messenger RNA. Lineage: Eukaryota; Metazoa; Chordata; Actinopteri; Osteoglossiformes; Mormyridae. The record is from RefSeq and is a predicted model, not a curated record.
UCUAUGGUGAUUUGUAUAAAACACAUGAGAAAUACUGGUGCAGAAGGCAUAAUGUGAGUUCAUGCCCUCCCAUAGUACACACUGACUCAGCACAGGAGGGGAAAGUGUCAAUCAGAGAUGAUCUUGACCAGCGAGUCUUCAAUGUGACCAUGAACAAUCUGACAACUGCGGACUCUGGUUGGUACUCAUGUUUUGUAAAUAUCAGUGGAGCUUCAGAUGUUGGAGAUCAGAUUUACCUGUCAGUCACUGAAGGUGUGUCCACACUGAAACAGAUGCCUGUACAGAGAGGAGGAUCUGUCACCAUUCCAUGUUUCUAUGAUGACAGAUAUAAAACCCAUGAGAAAUACUGGUGCAGAGGGAAUAAGAGUUCAUGUACUCCCAUAGUACUCACUGACUCUCCACAGGAGGGUAAAGUGUCAGUCAGGCAUUAUCCUGACCAGCGAGUCGUCACUGUGACCAUCAACAAUCUGACAGCUGGGGACUCUGAUAAGUACUGGUGUCGUGUGAAGAUCAGUGGAGGUUCAGAUGUUGGGGAUCGGGUUAAUCUGUCAGUUACUGAUGGUCCUCCAGGGCUGUCAGUGGACAACCAGGAGGUGACAGGUGUGGAAGGAGACAGUGUCAGUGUUCAGUGUCGCUACGGAAACAAUAAAGGACAUAGGAUGUGGUGUAAGAUGGGGAGCUCCUGUGCAUCAGAGAGAUCUGGGAGUUUGGAUGGGAGACCUGUCCUGAUCAGGAAUGACACAGAAAAAAAAACCUUCAUUGUCACAAUGAGGGGACUGGAGAGGAAGGACACAGGCUGGUAUUGGUGUGAUGCUGGAAACCGGCAGAUUCCAGUUCAUAUUAUUGUCAAACGACUGGGCUUAUUGGUGCUGCUGUUGAUCAUCCUCAUCAUCACAUGGAAAGUGUGGUACAAACACAGUGAGUACCUGCUAAUGCAGAUGGUGUAUAAGUGA